CUCGCGAUACUACACGUAUUUCAUUCGAGAUAAACUGGAGGGAUUUCUGGUGUAUGCAGCAGUGUGUGCAGCUAACACGCUAGCAGAGCAAAGAUAACUUAUCUGCUAGUAACCUGCUCCUCUUGGUAAACACGUCAACACCAAGAGACUCUCAACAUGGAUUUAGAAGAUGACACCACCGUGUUAACAACCUUGAAGUCCUUCAAUUCCUUCAUAAGCUGCACUGAACCUCCAGCGCGGCUGACCGAGCACUCAGCGGGGACCGGAAACCUGCAGACUCAGUACAAACGCAGCAUGGAGUUGUUGGAAGCUGCAGAGAAGGUUCACUCUCAGAACCGCUACCUUCAGUUGGACCAGGAGAAGAAGCAGAUGGAGCUGAGUCACAAGCGAGCUCGAUUUGAACUGGAGAGGGCUGCUUCUGACAACGCAAGAGACUUAGAGCACGAGGUGGACAGAAACCAGGACCUCUUGGGAAGAAUAAAGAAGUUGGGGGAGAGAGAGACAGAAGCAGCUAAGAGCCUAUCAGAGCAGGUGGAGGUGAAUAGGUCUCUCCGUAAGAACCUGGACGGACUGAACAAGAAACUGGAGGAGAGAGAUACCAGACUGAACAGUGCUAACCAGACCAUCAGUGCUUUUAAGGAUGAGAUCAGAGAGCUGAAGCAGAGGAUUCAAAACCAAGACUUGACGAUUUCCUCUCAAACUCUGGAAAAUGAGGAACUGCAGGAACAGAUAGAUUUACAACGCAGAAAGUACCAGGAAGUCUCUCAGCUCUGCCAAAGUCUCCAAGCUGCCCAGUCCUCCUGCUCAGAGCACAUCAUCAAGAUUAAGGAGCUGGAGAGACGUCUGGCCCUCCAGGAUCAAGACAUGGCCAUUGUGAAGACUGUGAAGUCAGAGGUGGCCAAAGUGCCAGACCUGGAGAAGGAGCUGAAGCGCCUCCGAGAAGAUAACGCCUUCCUCAGGGAAAGCAGAGAGAAUUGCAGCCUGUUGAAAGAGGAGGUAGAGGGGCUGAGGAAGAAGCUGGAGAGGAUGGAGAAAACGAAGGAAGAGCUGGUCAACAUGGAGCUAGAGAAAGAGAGGCUGGCAGAGAAGCUCCAAGCCUGGGAGAACCUUGGACAAUCUACAGGACUCAACAUCAGGAAACCAGAGGAUCUGUCCAGGGAGGUGAUUCAGAUCCAGCAGAGAGAAAUUGCUCUGAAAGAGCAGAACUACACACUCAACAGCCGUGUGAGGAGUGUGGAGCGUUCGCAGUCGGAGCUGCGGGCAGAGCUGACCCAGCAGCGCGGCAAGACACUGGAGGAGCAGAAGAAGAGGGAGACGCAGGACUCGCUUGUUCGUCGACUACAGAAGAGAGUGCUGCUUUUAACCAAGGAGCGAGAUGGAAUGCGUUCCAUACUUGAGUCCUAUGACAGCGAGUUGGCACCGACCGAGUACUCGCCCCAGCUCAGCAAACGUCUCCGAGAGGCAGAGGACAUUCUGCAGAAGACACAGAGCCACAAUGCAGAGAUGGAGGCCCAGCUGACGAAAGCACAGGAGGAGACAGGGGCUCUGAAGCUGCAGUUGCAAGCAGUGGAGCUGGAGCUGGAGACUGCAAAGAAACAGCAGGCCUCUGCUGCUGACAGCAACUCUUCAGUGGCCAAGGAGGAGGUCGGCAUACUCAGACAAAAAAUUGAGGAUUUAGAGGCCGAGCGGCAGCGUUUGGAGGAGCAGAACAACAUCCUGGAGAUGAGACUGGAGAGACACAACCUACAGGGAGACUACGAUCCAGUCAAAACCCGAGUCCUCCACUUCAAAAUGAACCCUACAAGUGUUGCCAAACAACAGCGGCAGCAAGAAGUGGAAUCUCUCCGGGAGGAAGUGACGAGCCUCCGAGAACUGGUGCGCUCGUUGCAGGAAGGGGGCGCUCUGGCGCAUUCACAUGACGACUCCAGCAUGCAUGUCUCUGGCCUCGGCCUCAGUCUCAGUCUGCCGCCAUCCAAAGAGGUGCUGGAUCUACGUAAGCAGAUGGAGAGCUCCGAGCUCAGGAACCAGAGGCUGAAGGAAGUGUUUCAGAGGAAGAUUCAGGAGUUCCGCACAGUCUGCUAUCUCCUGACCGGCUAUCAGAUGGAUAUCACCACCGAGAACCAGUACAGACUGACCUCGAUCUACGCCGAACACAUGGAUGACUCCCUGCUCUUCAAAAAGAGCUCCAAUGGAAGCAUGCAGCUCAUGGAAACAGAGUUCUCCAGAACUCUGGGAGAGAUGGUGUCCCUUCAUCUGCAUCACCAGAAAAGCCUCCCUGCGUUCCUCUCUGCUGUGACCCUUGACCUCUUCAGCCGACAGACCACAAUCUGAAGUAAUCUGACACCAACUCAGACACAGGGCUGUGAAAUCUGACCUGGGAUUACUGUAUUUUUUUUUUAGAUGUCAUCCUUUUUCUUCUCUCUCUCUCUUUCUCUCUUUUUAUCCUUAUAUGACGUUCACACAGCAUGGGGAAUGUGCCGGUGUUUCCCAGACAUGAACGAUGUAGUCUGUGCUGUGCUGUGGAUAAAAAACACCUUGUUUCAUGUAAAUCUUCUGUUGUGCAUUCAGAAGGUUAAGACAGCAACUUAAAACCCUUAUUUGUACUCUGAAUAUUUCAUCAAUAAACUUUUAGAAAUACAUGUUUCCGAACAACAUAA
Molecule: messenger RNA, 2657 nt
Organism: Notolabrus celidotus (New Zealand spotty)
Lineage: Eukaryota; Metazoa; Chordata; Actinopteri; Labriformes; Labridae
Gene: mad1l1
Product: mitotic arrest deficient 1 like 1
Exons: 18
Coding region: 157-2331 (724 amino acids)
Biological process (GO): attachment of mitotic spindle microtubules to kinetochore; mitotic spindle assembly checkpoint signaling
Cellular component (GO): nuclear envelope; mitotic spindle; kinetochore
Source: RefSeq, a predicted model, not a curated record